ACAAUGCAACACCGGAAAUGACAUACAGAGAGAGAGAGAGAAAGAGGGAGACCGACAGGUGAUAACUUUUCUACACCAGGUGUCGCUACAGAUUAACCAUGGCUGCAUCAACGUCAUCAGAUAGUUCAUUGAAAGUGACUGUAGCCUCUAAAGUACCUUUUGCUGAUCUGUGUUCAACAAUGGAAAAAAUACAGAAGAAUAAGGCUAGGGCAGAUAAGAAUAAGUUUUUCCAAGAUUUUCUGGAAUCAUGGAGAAGUUUUCAUAAUGCUCUUCACAAAAACGAUCCAAAUACGACUGAUUCCUUCUACCCGGCAAUGCGUCUGAUUCUCCCCCAGAUGGAAAGGGAGAGAAUGGCAUAUGGAAUCAAAGAGACAAUGCUUGCAAAGCUUUACAUUGAAGUUCUUGGAUUGUCAAAAGAUGGUAAGGAUGCCCUGAAACUCCUAAACUAUAGAGCUCCCACUAGCUCACAUGGUGGGGUGGGUGAUUUUGCUGAGAUUGCAUUUUUUGUGCUGGCGCAGAGGUGUUCAGAUCAGUGUACGCUAACUGUUCAGGAGGUAAAUGAGCACUUAGACUCUAUUGCACUGAACAAUUCUGCCAAGAGAAAAAAUCAAGUGAAAAAGAGUCUGCUGGACUUAAUUAGACAAAGCACAGCACUCCAACAAAAAUGGCUUAUCCGUAUGAUCUUGAAAGACAUGAAACUAGGCAUCAGUCAACAAACUAUAUUUCAGUUAUUCCAUCCAGAUGCAGCUGAACUGCACAGUGUGACGACGGACUUAGAAAGAGUUUGCAAGCAACUUCAUGAUCCCAAUGUGUCCCUCAGUGAUGUUUCCAUCAUGUUGUUUUCUGCAUUCAAACCUAUGCUUGCUGCUGUAACCAACAUAAAAAAUAUUGAAAAGCAAAUGCACAAUCAGAGUUUCUAUUUGGAAACUAAACUUGAUGGGGAACGCAUGCAGCUUCACAAAGAUGGAGAUGUUUAUAAGUAUUUUUCUCGUAAUGGCUAUGAUUAUACCCAGCAGUUUGGUACUUCUCCGUUGGUGGGAUCCUUGACACCAUUCAUCCAUAGAGUUUUCAAGCCCACAAUACAGAACUGUAUUCUUGAUGGAGAGAUGAUGGCCUAUAACCCCACUACCCAAACCUUCAUGCAGAAAGGAAACAAGUUUGACAUCAAAAGAAUGGUGGAAGAUUCAGACCUACAAACCUGCUUCUGUGUCUUUGAUGUAUUAAUGGUAAACGGAAAGAAGCUGGCACAUGAGACUCUCCGCAAUAGACACGAGACUCUUCAAGCAAUUUUUACACCAGUGCCAGGUCGUGUGCAAGUUGUAGAGAAAAUUGAAAUGAAUACCAAAAAGGAUGUGGCUGAUGCUUUGAACGAAGCUAUAGAUAAAAGAGAAGAAGGAAUUAUGGUGAAGGAUCCUUUGUCAGUUUACAAACCAGACAAACGUGGUGAAGGCUGGCUAAAAAUUAAGCCAGAAUAUAUUGAUGGCUUGAUGGAUGAGCUUGACAUCUUAAUUGUUGGUGGUUACUUUGGUAAAGGUCAUCGCGGUGGAAUGGUGUCUCAUUUCUUGUGUGCUGUUGCUGAACCUCCAUCACCUGGUGAUAAACCAUCAGUCUUCCACUCUCUUUGCCGUGUGGGUUCUGGUUAUACAAUGAAGGAGCUGUACGACUUGGGAUUGAAACUAGCAGAUCAUUGGAAGCCUUACCACAGAAGAGACGCACCAGCAAAUAUUUUAUGUGGCACUGAAAAGCCAGAAGUCUACAUUGAGCCUUGUAAUUCUGUCAUUCUGCAAGUCAAAGCGGCUGAAAUUGUGAAGAGUGACAUGUAUAAAACAAGCUGUAGCUUGCGCUUUCCCCGAAUUGAAAGGAUCCGAGAUGAUAAAGAGUGGUAUGAAUGCAUGACUCUGAACGAUUUAGACCAGCUUCAAAAUAUGGCAGAAGGGAAACUUGCAUCCAAACAUGUUGACAUGAAUGACGAAGAACCACAUAAGAAAAAGCGGAAAGCUGUUCCAAAGGUCAAAAAGGUUGUUGGCAUUGCGGAACAGUUCAAGGGCCAAGAUCUGUCGUGUGUGGACAAAGUGUCCAGCAUUUUUGAUGAUGUUGAAUUCUGUGUCCUGAAUGGUCCUCAUAACCACCCUAAAGCUGAUCUGGAGAAGGGAAUAGCUGAAUGUGGAGGAUUGGUCGUGCAGAACCCCGGACCAGACACAUACUGUGUUGUUGCUGACACAGUUAAUGUUCGUGUCAAAAACCUUAUUGCUGCAAACACACAUGAUGUGGUGAUGGUUGACUGGUUGCUAAACUGUUUGCAAAAGAAGCAGAUUUUGCCAUGGCAACCUAAACAUAUGAUUCACAUGUCACCUUCCACAGAAGAACAUUUUGCCCAGGAAUAUGAUCACUAUGGUGACAGCUAUUUUGUCAACACUGAUGAAAGCCAGCUUCGGGAGGUGUUCAAAAGGAUGGAUCAACCAGAACAGAAGUUCUCUUUUGAAACUAUUGCAGACUUAGAACAGCGAUAUUCAUGGGACACGUCACCUCUGAGCAUGUUCAGACAUUGUGUCAUUUACAUGGAUAUGGACUUCCCUUCUGCCAUAAGCGAUCCCAACAGUCAGAUACGUGACACAAGCUUAGAUUUAAGGGCCUUGGAGCUGCGGUAUUAUGGGGCAAAAGUCGUCGGAGAACUGAAUGAAGGUGUCUCACAUGUGGUCAAACAUGAUCGUGGCCAACAUCUCCAAAAACUGAAAUCUCUCAGGAGAACCUUUGAAAGGAAGUUCAAGAUUGUGUCAGAGUCGUGGGUAACUGAUUCUGUGAAAGCAGGAAUUGUGCAGGAUGAAAGAAAUUACCUUCUAUAGAACAAUUUUUAAAAAAAUCAAAGGAAUAAAUCCAUCAGGAAAGUGUUAAGUGAACUUAUUCAGAUCCACAUCUGACAGAACAUUCAGAUCAAAGGCCAAGGUAAUGGACACAGUUACAAGCACUCUCCAAACUGCCACACUGAAAUAGAGGUGGUUUUAUUUUUAAUUACUUAAUUCCCUAUUUUGCUUUCUAUACACAAAACAAGCAGCAUGGAAUGGUAAGAGAUGAAAAAAUGUGAUGAUAGAGAUUCGCAUUUAGUUUUGUUUCAGAAAACAACUUUGCUUUUUCAUUAUUCAAACAGCAUUUCUAAAAUAUACAGUGUGCCUUGCACCAAGAGUUUGCAGUGUACAUAGCAAAGAUUUAAUAUAAUUCCUCAGUGACAGUCACAAUUAAAUUAUUAAUUCAUGAGAAAAUAAAUCUGCUUCAUGAUUGAUAUAGAAAUUGUAUCAAAUGUAAAUUAAUAUUGUGCUUAUGUAUUUUUAAAUAUUUUGUAUAUGACUUUUAAACUGUUUUAUGGUAUAUGCUGGAAAACGUCCAAAUGAUUUCUGGUACAGGGAAAAUAGAGUGGGUCAAAUUGAAACAUGGUAUGAAAAUUAAAAUUGGCAGG
This is a messenger RNA of Callorhinchus milii (elephant shark), 3451 nucleotides long. It is a transcript of the gene lig4, whose product is annotated as ligase IV, DNA, ATP-dependent. The transcript has 2 exons. Gene Ontology annotation, biological process: immunoglobulin V(D)J recombination; nucleotide-excision repair, DNA gap filling; DNA biosynthetic process. Gene Ontology annotation, molecular function: DNA binding; ATP binding; DNA ligase (ATP) activity. Bases 99 to 2843 code for a protein of 914 amino acids. NCBI's taxonomy places the organism in Eukaryota, Metazoa, Chordata, Chondrichthyes, Chimaeriformes, Callorhinchidae. Gene Ontology annotation, cellular component: DNA-dependent protein kinase-DNA ligase 4 complex; DNA ligase IV complex. The record is from RefSeq and is a predicted model, not a curated record.